ACCAAAUGCUUACUACAAAAAUAAUAUAAUAUAAUAACGAAACUCAACGUUGUUUUUUUCUUUCUUUCUUUCUGACAAAAAUAUGUUAGUGAUAUAGCAUAUACUUAUACACAUUUAUCCCUCUUCGUAAUUUUCAUUCAUAAUAAUACCAACCUAACACCAGUACUAACCUAUCCUCAGAUGUUAACUUAAUGUUUAUUCCGUAGUACGUUAGGCUGUAAAACAUGUGUUCUAUCGGAUUUGUUUAUUUUUAUUGAUAUUGCAAGAUGCCGAAUUAUUGUCCAUUAUGUGAAAAAAAAGGAAUUAGUAACAAAAUAAAACUUUUCCAAAUUAAUUUUGACGAGAUUGUAUUAGCAUGCGAAACAGAAGAGUGCACGUGGCCAUUUGGUUAUGAAGACUUCAAAUACUUUCCUCGAAAAGUUGGAGAAAUGUGGUCAUACUAUUGGAAUAAUUAUGAUAUACAAAUGGAGAAUAAUGUUGUUCCAGCACCUCUGGAAUUAUCCUUGUAUUCUCCACCAGAAACUCCUUUUAUCGAUACUUUAAAAGAUUUAACAGACUUACUCUCUCCUGACAGUACAAUUUCUACCGGUACUAUAAACAGUAACAUCUGUCCUACUAAAAUAUCAAUUCCUUGUGUCUCAGAUCAUGAUGAUUACUGUUUAAAGAACGCUACAUCCAAAAAUAUUGAUGAUAAAUCUGAAAAUUGGAAUAUACAUAGACAAAAUCCUGAGAUAGGCGAAACUAUUCAUGAAGAUGAUCAAAAACAAUUCUGUUAUAAAAAUAUAGUCGAUGUAAUUAACGAAGAAGCUAAAAAUUCUGAUAUAAUGAAUAUUAAUUUUAAUUCAGAUGUUAUUUGCGAAUCUGAUACAGAAAUUAUUUACGAUACUGAUACAGUGGAAACUUAUUUAAGUAAUUAUAAAAAUGGAGAAAAAAGUUUGAUAAAAAACAAAGAGGAAAGCUACUAUAAUAUAAAUAGUCAUAUUAAUGAUCAAAGCCAAACUAAUAUUGAGUCUUCUAAUUCUGUAUUAGACUCAGAAACUGAGAUAAAUACAUUUACUAAGAAGAGUACUACACCUUCUAAAUUACACGUGACAAGUGUAGAAGUAAAUGGAUUACCUGUAAUUUUCUCAUACAAAGUACCUACAUUACCGUUUAGUUCUAACACAGUACUUGAUACCAGUGCAAAUUCUAUUACACCACAAAGUGAUACCACCUCUCAAUCAAUAGGCAUAAGUUCUCCUGUAACUUCAAUUAAUACAGUUUCUAAAUCGCUUGAUAAAAAGAAAGAAAGUAUACUUAAAAGUAAAAGACAUAAAAAAUUUAAUUUUAACAUUCUUAAAAAGAAACCAAAUAAUGUAGGUAAUGUUAUAAAUGCAAUCAAAAAUAUUGUUAACAAUAAAGAUACUGUUGCCAAUCGAAUUCAAAAACAAAAUUCACCAGUUAAAACUUUUAAAUCUUCUGUAGACGUCGAUAAUAAUAUGGAAGCAAAACUUACCCAAAAUAAUAUUGACAAGAACGUUUAUGGAAAUAUGGAAACAGAAUGUGCCAAAAAUGAUGACAAGAACGUUAAUAAUUUUGAUAUAGAUGCUGAUUUGAACAUAGACAGUAUAUUAAAUGAAUUUUUAGAAGGUGACAAUACUACAAAAGUAAAUGAAAAUAAUAAAAUACACAAUUACGAUGACGAUUGGAUUCAAUCUCUGCUUAAUUAGUUUUUACUUUUAUGGAUUAUUAAAAUUAAUAUAUAAAGUUGUUAUGUUUCUUAAUAUAAAAAAAAAAAUAAGUAAAAUAAAUAUUUUGUAGCCUGUAUUAAAAAAUAAACGAAUUAAAUUUUU
This is a messenger RNA of Polistes canadensis, 1832 nucleotides long. RefSeq lists its product as uncharacterized. The record is from RefSeq and is a predicted model, not a curated record. The transcript has 2 exons. NCBI's taxonomy places the organism in Eukaryota, Metazoa, Arthropoda, Insecta, Hymenoptera, Vespidae. Bases 267 to 1709 code for a protein of 480 amino acids.